UUAUGUUUAAACCUAAUUUUUCAGGUCAAUCCAAAUCUCUUCCCUAAGAUGACUUUGAAAAAUAUAUCAAAACAACCUUAUAAGAAAAUUAUUACAUGACUUGUUUAGAUACAUGUUUUAAUGAUUAUUCUACACCAAUUUGUAUCAAAAUAUAUAUUUAUUUUUAAUUAGCAGGAUAAGAGAAAGUUUGUUUGGCAAAAUGUCUUGAUAGAGCAUAUGAUUCCUUGAGACUUGUACAAAAAAUCAUUGAUCCUUUUGAUAAUCUAAAAUAAAAGAAGUUUUACUAUAAAUUAGAUGGAUAGAAUGUAUUAGGUUUGAAGAAAGAUUAAAUGUUAUGAUU
Molecule: messenger RNA, 340 nt
Organism: Paramecium pentaurelia
Lineage: Eukaryota; Ciliophora; Oligohymenophorea; Peniculida; Parameciidae
Source: the annotation of a GenBank genome assembly